UCUUACCCUACACACAUUACUUAAUACACCCGUGUAUCUGCAAAAGGCAAUACACAACAAAUAUGACCCCAUCUGCUGCAGAGUGCAAGCUCAUCUCUCCCCUAUAAUCUCUUGCUAAUACACAAGGUGCUCUCAUGCAGCAAAGAAGAAUCAACUUAAAUCGCGGUGUACGCGCUGCCGUUAACACUUUCCUAGUUAAAAUUUUAGCCAAUCUUUCCUAAUUAAUUAAUCAUUAUCAUUUGCCAAACUUUGCUGCAAGCCUGCGAAUAUAUAUAUCCCUCCGCCCCCCUAGCUGCGCUUUCCGAAGCACCGAACCAAACAAAGGCAGGCACUCGAUUUCCAAGCGUGGGAGCGGCCGUAUUUGUUUAAGGUUGGUGCCGGGCGAGGCCGAUGGAGGCGGAGAAGAAGGCGGCCAUGGAGGAGGCGAAGGCGGAGGUGGCCGCUGAUGUGAGCCUGAAGGAUCUGUCCAGGAGGCUGGACAACUUCGCCAAGGAGAGGGACUGGGAGAAGCACCACAGCCCAAGGAACCUUCUGCUUGCCAUGGUCGGCGAGGUCGGGGAGCUGUCGGAGCUGUUCAUGUGGAAAGGCGAGGUGCAGAAGGGCUUGCCUGGCUGGGAAGAGAGGGAGAAGGAGCACCUCGGCGAGGAGCUCUCCGACGUGCUGCUCUACCUGAUCCGGCUCUCUGACAUGUGCGGCGUCGACCUCGGCGACGCGGCCCUGAAGAAGAUCGUGAAGAACGCCGUCAAGUACCCGGCGCCGUCAAAGAGCGCCUGAUGAGCAAACGCCUAGUAUGAUCUGCAGAGGAAUUGUCUACUUUUUUGCAGUUUGAGAACAUGAAGUUCCGGCAAACUUGUUGUGGUCGGUUGGGUCAAGUUAAAUUUUGAUAGUUUCA
This is a messenger RNA of Triticum aestivum (bread wheat), 892 nucleotides long. Its product is annotated as dCTP pyrophosphatase 1. Gene Ontology annotation, molecular function: nucleoside triphosphate diphosphatase activity. The record is from RefSeq and is a predicted model, not a curated record. Bases 391 to 774 code for a protein of 127 amino acids. Gene Ontology annotation, biological process: nucleoside triphosphate catabolic process. Lineage: Eukaryota; Viridiplantae; Streptophyta; Magnoliopsida; Poales; Poaceae. The transcript has 3 exons.